Messenger RNA from Drosophila willistoni, 1523 nucleotides. RefSeq names its product craniofacial development protein 1 (gene Yeti). The transcript has 3 exons. The record is from RefSeq and is a predicted model, not a curated record. Bases 213 to 1034 code for a protein of 273 amino acids. Lineage: Eukaryota; Metazoa; Arthropoda; Insecta; Diptera; Drosophilidae.
GGCAUCACUGGUGCUAUCGCCAAAGCAGAAAAACAUUUGUCUGAAAAAUUUCUUCGUGCUCCCGGAAACUGUGCACAAAUCCGGCAAAAUAACUUGUUUUGCGGCACCUGAGAAAACCACGUGUCGGGGUCAUCAAAGAUAUUUGCACAGGCCAAACAAGAAGUACAUAUUAGGAGGACAUUAUUUCAUAUUUGCAGUCAAUCUCACGCUAGAUGGAUUUAAACGAAGAAUACGCAUCGGACAGUGAAAGUGAUGAAGACUUCUGUCUUGAGAAUGAAAACGCUGAAUCUGGAAGUUGUGAUGAAGAAAGUUCCGAGUCGGAUGGUGAGGAGGAGGAGGAGGCAAAUGGAACCAAAAGCGUUUCACGUAAAAAGUCCAAAGAUAGUCCAGGAACCAGUACCAAGGAUGACAAUUCCGCCCGCCGAACAAGGAAUUCUGAUGGCACACAAAAUGGCCGCAGGACUGUGGAAAAGGAAGAGCUCGAGUCGGAUGAGGAAGUUGACAAAUCUCGAUCAGAUGCACUGUGGGCAGAUUUCUUAAAUGAUGUGGGUGAUGAGAGCGCCAAAAAGCCUCAAUCAAGCGAGAAGAAAACAAAAACAGAUGAAGUGGAGGCUAGUAAGAAGCCUCAGACAGUUGUUCCAAAGUCACCACCAACAGAUAAACCCAAGGCGCCUGUAACCAAAAUUACAGAAGUGCUAGACUUUGCCGGUGAGCAGGUGACGGUACAAAAAACCGUUAGCAGUUCCAGUGCAAAGGAGAAUCAAAAGCAACUAGCUCCCGGUAAACGACCAGCAAAUGGUGGCGGCUUGGGAUCUUUCCUAAAUACUCUGGGCAAAAAGAAGAAAAUGUCUGUGCUGGAAAAAUCUCAGUUGGAUUGGAAAACGUUUAAAAAGGAUGAGGGCAUUGAUGAGGAGCUGCGAACACAUAAUAUGGGCAAAGAUGGCUACCUGGAACGACAGGAUUUCUUACAGCGCACUGAUUUGAGGCAGUUCGAGAUUGAGAAAAAUCUACGUCAAUCGCGACGACAAAACUAAAUGCAGAUAUAUUAUCUGUCGCUGACUGCUACCACAUUCACAUUAGGAAUUCCAAAUGUACACUUUAGGUGUGAUAUGUAAGAAAAGGAGAUUCGUGCUGUCACUUAAAUUCAAUAUUUUUAACCCAUGUAUUCACGUUAAUAUAAUUUAACUCUAUCAACUCUGCAACGAAGACUAUUACCAAUAUAAGAGCUAUUUUAGUAUUUUUUAAUUUACCAAAUGAGUUCAGCUGAAACAUUCGUAAUUAUAAACCACCAUCAUAUUCUUUGGCUUACAUCAACUGAAAAUGAUACAAAUAUAAAAAUAUUGAUGUUACUAAAAUUAAAAACAACAGAAUUUUAUGAGUAUUGAUUGUAAAUGGUAAAAGAAGUAUAAGAAGAAGCAAUACGUAUGUUUGGAUGGCACUAGCUAAAGCCAACUUUUAACAUAUCUACCUUUUACCUUACUGUACCUUCCUAAUAAAAAGCGCUGCUUUUGGUAUUACAUAAA